UCCUUUUUAAACGGAUAAGCUUCUCCUUCAUCCUCUUCUCUUCUCCCCCAAAAUGGCCGCGACCGGCGUCAAUCUCCUCCGCUUCCCCCUCUCCAAAACCCUUCCCGUUCCUUCUAUUCGAUUUCCACCUCCCUCUCGCCGCUCCUUUCCACUCUCCGCCCCCUCUUUCCGCCCCCUCGCGGCCGCCACCGAACUGUUCGACCGUGCCGAGCCGGCCGUCGUCGACCCCGGCCUCCGUCAGUCGGAGGUAAUCGUCUUCAACUCGGGCUACCACGCACAGAUCGUGGUGGACGAGGCGGAGUCGGAGGAAGCCCUGGUCAGGCGGUUCCGGAGGGAGGUGUCCAAGUCGGGUGUCAUCCAGGAGUACAAGCGGAGGAGGUUCUUCGAGAACAAGCAGGAGGAGAAGAAGAGGAAGGUUCGGGAGGCCGGAAGAAGGAACCGCAGGAGACGAUUUGGGCCAAGAUUUUCAUCACCAUUCUCAGCGGAAGAUGAUUCUGCGCCUCAGAAGGUGAGAGACGACGACAACUGGGAUUUGCCUGAUGGUGUUAUUCCUUACUGAAAGUUACUUGAUCCGCCAGUAAUAUUCAUCUCAACUUAUUUCCCGGUACAAUGUUCAUGAUCUAAAUGAUUCAAUGCUCUCUUUGUAUUCUGAAGAAUGUUUUGAAUUGAUCAUUGAGUGUUUUUACCUGUCAA
This is a messenger RNA of Zingiber officinale, 693 nucleotides long. RefSeq names its product 30S ribosomal protein S21, chloroplastic-like. Lineage: Eukaryota; Viridiplantae; Streptophyta; Magnoliopsida; Zingiberales; Zingiberaceae. The record is from RefSeq and is a predicted model, not a curated record. Gene Ontology annotation, biological process: translation. Gene Ontology annotation, cellular component: ribosome. The transcript has 2 exons. Gene Ontology annotation, molecular function: structural constituent of ribosome. The coding region runs from base 53 to 559 and encodes 168 amino acids.